AUGGACAAGAACAAGAACUCUGGUAUCACUGGCGCCGGCAAGGUUGUCACCUCAACUAUCGGUAACACAGUCGGCGGCUUGACAAACACGGUUGGCGGCGUCGUCGGUGCUGCAUCUCGCGGCAUCAGGGAGACAGUGACGGGUGCCACUGGAGGUCUUGGAAAGCCCCUUGGGGAUGGCGUUACCAACAUUGGAACUGGUGUCGAAGGUGGCGCUGCCUCUGUCGCAAAAGGCGUCAAGGAUGCUGGCGAGUGA
Molecule: messenger RNA, 255 nt
Organism: Podospora pseudocomata
Lineage: Eukaryota; Fungi; Ascomycota; Sordariomycetes; Sordariales; Podosporaceae
Exons: 1
Coding region: 1-255 (84 amino acids)
Source: RefSeq, a predicted model, not a curated record